Molecule: messenger RNA, 880 nt
Organism: Eutrema salsugineum
Lineage: Eukaryota; Viridiplantae; Streptophyta; Magnoliopsida; Brassicales; Brassicaceae
Product: reticulon-like protein B9
Exons: 5
Coding region: 117-791 (224 amino acids)
Source: RefSeq, a predicted model, not a curated record
AUCUACCUCUUCUUAUUAUAUUUCUUGCACUCCUUGUUCUCUCCAUAUCCAUCACAAUAAUUUUACAUAAUCACCACGUUCAUUUUCAUUUGUAAGCAUUCAGUUUCAUCAAGAUCAUGCCAAUCUUUGGGGGAUCUUCCGAUUCCGAGGACGAAAGAACGAUCCAUCACACACCCAAGCUCUUCACUCGCCAACAAUCAAUUCAUUCUCUAUUUGGAGGAGGCAAAUUUGCGGAUAUCUUGUUAUGGAGAGAACCGAAAAUAGCUUCAACAUUGGUGAUAGGAGUUAGUCUCCUAUGGUUCUUAAUGGAAGUAGUGGAAUACAAUUUCAUUACCCUGGUUUGUCAUGCUUCCAUGACCUCCAUGCUUCUUUUCUUCAUUUGGUCUACUGCUUCUGAUUUUCUCAAUUGGGAAAGGCCAAUCAUACCAGAAGUGGUACUAGACGAAUCUUCUUUCAAGCACUUAGCAAGAAGCUUCCAUGCUAGAUUCAACCAAAUCCUCUCCAAGCUUCUUGACAUUGCUUGUGGAAGAGAUCCUCCACUCUUUUUUCUCACAACUAUCUCACUAUAUAUCCUAUCCAUCAUCGGGACAUGUUUCAACUUUGUGAAUCUUCUGUUCAUAGGGUUUGUAAGCUUGCUAACCUUACCGGUUAUGUAUGAGCUGUACGAGGAUGACGUGGAUACAGUGGCGGGUAAGUUGAUGAGGAAGAUGAGGAAGCUAUACAGGAAAGUCGACUCCAAUGUUCUUAGCAAGAUCCCAAGAGGAACUGUCAAAAGCAAGAAACAUACUUAAUCCUUCAUUGUUUACAUAUUCAUGCAUAAUCAGAAUUCAUAUGUAUAUAUAGAGAUAAUGAUUUAUAUAUCUCCCACAACAAGUUUAGU